This is a messenger RNA of Arabidopsis arenosa, 1242 nucleotides long. The record is from the annotation of a GenBank genome assembly. NCBI's taxonomy places the organism in Eukaryota, Viridiplantae, Streptophyta, Magnoliopsida, Brassicales, Brassicaceae.
AAAGAGUGGUACACUAACGUGUCGUGUUCUCAUUUGUUUAAUGGGGAUAGGAAUCUUUGGAUUGAUCCCAAGCUCAUCACCAGACGAGCUAAGGAAGAUUCUUCAAGCACUUUCGACGAAAUGGGGAGACGUAGUUGAGGAUUUUGAGAGUCUUGAAGUGAAACCAAUGAAAGGAGCGAUGACUAACGAAGUGUUCAUGGUUAGUUGGCCAAGAAAAGAAACGAAUCUUCGAUGUAGGAAGCUUCUUGUUCGUGUUUAUGGAGAAGGUGUUGAGCUUUUCUUCAAUAGAGACGAUGAGAUUCGUACUUUUGAGUAUGUAGCUCGUCAUGGCCAUGGUCCUACUCUCCUUGGACGCUUCGCCGGCGGUAGAGUCGAAGAGUUUAUCCAUGCUCGGACACUAUCGGCAACCGAUCUUCGUGAUCCGAACAUAUCAGCUCUAGUUGCAUCUAAGCUAAGAAGAUUUCACAGCAUAUACAUUCCUGGAGAUCAAAAUGUGCUCAUAUGGGACAGGAUGAGGACUUGGGUAGGACAAGCCAAGAAUCUGUGUUCAAAUGAACAUUCAACAGAGUUUGGUCUAGACAACAUUGAAGAUGAAAUCAACAUGCUGGAACAAGAAAUGAACAAUGAACAAGAAAUUGGCUUCUGUCACAAUGAUUUGCAGUAUGGUAACAUCAUGAUUGAUGAAGACACCAAUGCCAUUACUAUCAUUGAUUAUGAGUAUGCAAGUUACAAUCCAAUCGCUUACGACAUAGCAAAUCAUUUCUGUGAAAUGGCGGCAGAUUAUCAUUCUGACACUCCUCAUAUCUUGGACUACACUCUAUAUCCAGGAGAAGAAGAAAGGAGGAGAUUCAUCUAUAACUACCUAACCUCUUCAGGUGAAGAAGCAAGAGAAGAAGACACAGAACAGCUCUUGGAUGAUAUUGAGAAGUAUACAUUGGCAAGCCAUCUCUUCUGGGGUUUAUGGGGAAUCAUCUCUGGCUAUGUGAACAAGAUUGAGUUCGAUUAUAUCGAGUAUUCGAGGCAGAGAUUCAAACAGUAUUGGCUUCGAAAGCCACAAGUUUUAUCUUUCUACCCAUCCUAAUAAGUAAAUUCUCUGUUUACUUAUGUUUACUGUUUGCGAAUAACACGGUAUAAAACGAUGAUAGAUUCAUGAUAUAGCUAUGCCAAAGCUAAAAACUAUGUGUAAUUCUUUUGUUCUGAUACUAUGUAAUGAGUAAAAGUUAAUAAAUAUCCAGCACAAAA